UGUCACGGUGACAUAUAAACAAGCCCAUCUCUCGAGCUACUGCUGCAGAGUUGUACAGCCCCGUUUAGGCCCGUGCACGCCCGUUCAGGCCCAUGCAGGCCCGUGCAUGCCCAUGCGGCGAGGCGGCGGCGCGCUAUGAGUCAGUUCCCGCUGUUCCGGCUGGGCACACUGCUGGCUCGCCAGCUCAGUGCGCCCAUCGCUACUCGGAUUAAGGCGGUGGCGGUGAACCACCCGUGGUUCCGGCGGCACGUGUGCGUGCGCACGGGCCGCGCGUUCAACGCCUGCCAGCUGCGGCUGCGGCUGUGGACGCUGGCGCUGCGCCAGCCGCGCCGCCUGCCGCCCAUCUCCGACCACGCCGCGCUGGAGUCGGGCGCCAGCAUCCUCGGUGAAGCGAUAGUGUUCGGCGUGGGUGGGCUUAUUGUCAUUUUCGAAGUAAACAGACAAGCGAACAAGCAAGAAGAUAAGGUGUUGGCGGAAGCAUCGCAGUGGCUGGCAUUGUUGGUGUCCCUGGAGGAGCUGCAGCGGGAGCUGGUGCUGCAGCAGCAGGACAUCGACCGGCUGUCCGCCGCACUGCGCCGCCUCGCGCCGGACCGCUUCCCGCCGACCCAGCAGGACUCGCAGCCAGACUCGUCUGACCAGCCAGUGCAGCCUGCACCACCGACAUCAUCAUCUCCACCGCUACCUGAGCCUACUGCCGAGCUUGAUGCAGGGCCUGCUCCAGCGGCGACGUCAGAACCCCCGCCGCCCCCGACAUCAGACUGUCCUCCUCCGCUAACACCAGAAUGUCCUCCACCGCCAACGACAGAAUGUUAAAUAUAAAACCCUCGCUCUAUAUUAAAUUGUUAAGUCAAGUAAAUUGCUCUAUUAUCUAAUUUGUAACGCGCUCUUGUUAUGGCAGAGAUAAUUUUGUACUCGUAAGACAUGGUGAUGAUAAUAAUUUGUUGCACGAAGCAGUAUAUCAAAACGCGUGUCAGACGGCAGGACUGGCAGCAGUAUAACACGGCGCGUGUCAGACGGCAGGACUGGCAGCAGUAUAACACGGCGCGUGCCAGACGGCAGGACUGGCAGCAGUAUAACACGGCGCGUGUCAGACGGCAGGACUGGCAGCAGUAUAACACGGCGCGUGUCAGACGGCAGGACUGGCAGCAGUAUAACACGGCGCGUGUCAGACGGCAGGACUGGCAGCAGUAUAACACGGCGCGUGUCAGACGGCAGGACUGGCAGCAGUAUAACACGGCGCGUGCCAGACGGCAGGACUGGCAGCAGUAUAACACGGCGCGUGUCAGACGGCAGGACUGGCAGCAGUAUAACACGGCGCGUGUCAGACGGCAGGAC
Molecule: messenger RNA, 1335 nt
Organism: Spodoptera frugiperda (fall armyworm)
Lineage: Eukaryota; Metazoa; Arthropoda; Insecta; Lepidoptera; Noctuidae
Product: optic atrophy 3 protein homolog
Exons: 4
Coding region: 136-813 (225 amino acids)
Biological process (GO): regulation of lipid metabolic process
Cellular component (GO): mitochondrion
Source: RefSeq, a predicted model, not a curated record